AUGCCUGGCAUCAAGGCGCUCAUCACGAAAGCACAGUUGAGGUGGGUUGGGCAUGUGAUAUGGAUGAACGACUCGCACCUUCCAAGGAUGGUCUUCUUCUCUGAACUGGCCUCUGAUGCAAGAAACAUCGGACGGCGACUCAAGCGCUUCAAAGACUGCUUGAAAACUUCCCUUGUAGCCUGUGGAAGCACUCCUUUGUACCUGGCGUCUCUCAAUGGCCACGUCGCCGUCGUUGAAACCCUGGCCCGCAAGGGGGGGACCUCGACGAGAAGAAGAGUGAAGAAUUUCCCUAAAUUUUGGUGCACUUUGAAUACCAUUCCUUGUGUCCCUAUAGCUGCAAGAAGAUUCGCUCCCCUGCACAGAGCCGCUCAGUAUGGACACGUGGAAGUCAUCAAGCUCCUGGCCACCAAGGGAGCGGACCUGAACGUAAAGAACAUAUGGGGUGAGGAGGCCGAUCCAGGUAUGCACAAAGGAACCUUACGACCAAGUUCACAAGACGGUGUAACACGGUAUAGCUCGUAUAUCCAGGCAAUAACCUUCUAA
Molecule: messenger RNA, 543 nt
Organism: Penaeus vannamei (Pacific white shrimp)
Lineage: Eukaryota; Metazoa; Arthropoda; Malacostraca; Decapoda; Penaeidae
Source: RefSeq, a predicted model, not a curated record